This is a messenger RNA of Cooperia oncophora, 210 nucleotides long. The record is from the annotation of a GenBank genome assembly. NCBI's taxonomy places the organism in Eukaryota, Metazoa, Nematoda, Chromadorea, Rhabditida, Trichostrongylidae.
AUGCAGAACAUGAGAAAUGGAGGAAUUGAUGGGUACGAGAGGGAGCAGGUAGAUGAAGACAGAAGAAGAGAUGGGAGAGCCACACGUUCAAGUUCGAUUAACAAGGCUGUGGAGGAUGUUGUGUGUUCCAUGACCGUCACAGCCGUUGAACCUGUUGCUCCGAUGCCGGUUGAUGAACAGAUCAACAGAUAUGAAGGAACGGAAGCGUGA